Messenger RNA from Lineus longissimus, 2262 nucleotides. RefSeq names its product medium-chain acyl-CoA ligase ACSF2, mitochondrial-like. The record is from RefSeq and is a predicted model, not a curated record. NCBI's taxonomy places the organism in Eukaryota, Metazoa, Nemertea, Pilidiophora, Heteronemertea, Lineidae. The transcript has a single exon. Bases 21 to 1763 code for a protein of 580 amino acids.
GAGACACCAAACCAGAUUAAAUGCUGUCUGCAAAACUGACGCGAAGUUACUUCAAAGCUUCAUCAUGGGGGAGUGAACCCAUGCAGUACACGCCUGCUGAGCUGCUCGACAUUCGGGGAGCCGCCCGUCCCGACAAAGAGGCAAUAGUGGUCCUUGAUGCCGACAAGCCAAGACAAGCAAUCACAUUCGGUGAACUCAAGACCAAGACAGAGCAGCUGGCCGCGGGGAUGAUACGACAAGGCCUGCAGACGGGGGACAGAGUAGCCCUUCUCUGUCCAACCUCGCUUGAGUACUCUAUUUGUGAGUAUGCCAUGGUGAGGACCGGCGCCAUCCUGAUUCGGCUUCACGUCAGCGUCAAGUCAAGUGAUUCGGUCAAGUUUGUGCUGAAUCACACCAAAUGUCGCUGGCUUAUCGCACAUAUUGGCGACAGAGGUGAAAAUUAUCGUAUGUUGACGGAUAUGAUCCCCAGUCUGGCAGAGCAAGGACCAUUUGUUCAACUUGGAGCAGAUCUACCGCACUUGGAAACUAUUUUCAUGAUUUCAUCUGACGCCGAGUUGUACCCAGGAACAUUACCGUGGACGACAUUAUUCGAAGGGAUCAAAGUUGACGACCUAGCAACGAUGCAGCAGCGUCAAGCAACCAUUGACGGUGACAUGAUCCAUGGUGUUUAUUGUACCUCCGGCAGCACUGGCAACCCUAAAUUCGUUGCAAUAUCGGGUCAUGGGAUGACGAAUUUGUUCCGUGCAUUCUUCGAUCGUAUGGGCUUGAACGAAACAGAUAAAGUAAUGGGUGACCGGCCUAUGUGUUACGUUGGGGGAAGCACUUCAACUACCCUUGCCAUCGGAUUGACGUAUAUCUCCAUGAAGACCCCGACAACAGGCCCCGAAGCCCAGAAAGGACUUGACUUCUUCUUUAAGUGUAUAGAGGUCGAGGGUAUUAACGUGCCUUUCAUGUUCCCAUAUAUGCUGCACGAGCUCCUUGGACGGGUCCAAGCUGGCAUGGAUAUUAGCAAGAUUAAGGUGAGCCUGACAGGAGGUGAGGUUAUUCAGAAGGACUUACUACGUGGUUUGUAUGAGUUGGGCUACCACAUGGUAAAUGCCUAUGGUUGUACCGAGAUAGCUGUAAUCUGUUCCUCUCUAACCAGUGAUCCGAUUGAUAUCAAGAUCGAGAAAACUGGUAUUGGAUGUGACAAUGAGGUUAAGAUCAUUGAUGAUAACGGAGUGAUCGUCCCUAUUGGAUCAGCGGGUGAGGUGUGCGUCAGGAAUACGUACAUGUUCGUGGAAUACCUGGGAGAUGAGGAAAAGACAAGACAAGCUAAAGAUUCCAGGGGAUGGUAUCAUACUGACGAUAUCGGGGUCAUGGACGAGAACGGAUACUUGUCAAUACAGGGCAGAAGGACAGAAGUCAUCUCCAAGGCGACCGUAAAGAUUUACCCUUCAGCCAUUGAAAAAGUGUUUCGCGAACACCCCAAAAUCCACAAAGUGGUUGCUGCAGGGAUUCCUCACCCUAUCAUCAAGGAGGAAAUAUGUCUGUGCAUCGUUGAGAAGCCGGGCGCAGUUCUCACGGUCGAGGACGUUCGUGAUUUCUGCAAGGAGAACCUCCAGUGGGACGAGACGGGGUCGCCGGGGAUGAUUCCUGACUAUGUCCUGCUGUUUGACAAGUUCCCGACCGGCGCGACUGAUAAAACAGAUCGGAAGAAGAUACGGACUGAGGCGAUUCGGCGCGUUGAGGCGGGCAGGGAGGGAUGUAAAAUACAUGUAUAAGCAAUCAUCGGACUUGCGUUAGUGGUAGAAUCGGUGGCGGCGGGUAGCUUUUGGCAGUCGAUAUAUUAUGAAUGUCUGUAUGAGGUUGAUGUUAUCGCGUGAUUUACUGGACGUAUGCCUUAAUGAAUUCUGGAAAAAUAAUCCCAACUGGACACGAACACGUUACACGUUUUCUUCUCCAUUUCUUUCAGGUAAAUAUCAAUGAAUGGUCUCCCGCCUUUUGAUUGACAUGUCAUGUUAUAUGUUUGUGGGUAUGUUCCGGGUAAGUUCUUCGAAUUGUACACGUGGAUGCAGAACCAGGGGCCGACUGGGUAUGAAGGGGGAGGGACACUCUGGAUGACACAUGGAGAUAGCAUUCAAAUUCAAAAAUGCGUGGCAGGAGUUGUUUUUUUUGGUCAGGGAGAUGUUACAUUAUCGACUCGGACAACAAGCAUGCCACAUUGCGCCAGAUGCCUUAUAUUAUGUAAUAAUUUUCAAACGUUUCAUGUUUUACCAGAUA